AUGAGCGCUGAACAGGUUGGUUGAUUUUUGAGGAUCUUGAUGAAACGAGUGUUUUCAGUUGAAUCUCGACAAGACGGAACUGGCCAAUCUCCUGGCGUCGUCCUCUCGUCCGAGUGUCCGACGUCUUCUUGAGGCUGAGCUCAAGCGAAUCGACGCCGUCAUCAGUUCUGAGCCGGUAGGGAAACUUUGCACCUAUUCUUGAACUUUGCUUCUUUUUCAGUUUGGUUACUUUUUGAGUAAAGUCUUUCUUCCUUAACAAAGUGAGAACUCAAAUAGUUUGUGGGAAGUGGAUCCAAGUAGGUACCGGGUAGCUACCGCUCGUGAGGUGCUGCUCGGUUGGGCCCUAUGCAGUGAAUUUUAAUAUUAGAAUUGCGUUUGAAGAAGGUACUUUAUGUUCGUUUUUUUCCCGGUUUUUUUAAAGAGAGGAAUCUUCGAGGUAACGUUAGAGAAGGUUAAAUGUCUUCUAAAGAUACAAAAUUUUAAGUAGAAAGUGUGUUUUUUUUUUUUCGUUUCAGAGAAGUUAUUAUAAUUUCCCUUUUGUCAGGCCGCCCCCACUGCCAGCGUUUCUGUCAGUUCCCCGGCAACAAAAGUAACCACCCUACCAACUGUAAAAAUAACCAGUUAUGGUAUGAUUUUCUUCGAAAUCAAAGAAUUGAAAUCUCCAAUUAUAAGGUUGGGAUGAAUCGGACAAUUUCGCCAAAAUUUAUAUCACGUUGAAGAAUGUCCAAACGCUUGCCAAUGAUCAGAUUACGUCGACGUUCACGAAUAAGUGGGUUUUCUUUUUCACAGAAACUCGCAGGUUCCCAGAUUUUUUGAGAGAAAUUCUGUUGAAGUUUGGAUGAACGACGUUUCAAGGUAGAAAAUCAUAGAAGGAUUUCUUCAUUCAUUUUUUUUCAAAUAGUUGAAAAUACUUUCCAGCUCCUUCGAUCUGAAGCUGUCGAACCUGGACGGAAAGAAUUAUUUCAUGACGAUCAAAGGUCUUCGCGGAAACAUUGUCCCCAACGAGAGUCUUGUUAAGGUAUUAGAUUCGGUUUGUUUUCAAGGAAACAUGAAGAUAAUUUUAGCAAAAGACGGAUUCCCUCGUCGUAAUGAUGAAGAAGGAGAAAGUGAAGCAGACAUGGGGCGCCCUGACGACCGUCGAGCACGCGGAGAAAGAAAAAAAGUUUACUUUUCAGAAGAAAAAUUUGCAGGGUUAUCGCAAUUUAUUGAAACUUUUUUGAAGGUUUCGGAGGAGAGAAUAACUGAGAUUGAUGUAAAAGUUCUUCCAAACCUUCUUUAAAGUUUUGAAGUUGAGUGUAAGAUUAAUUUUAAAAAAAAUAGAAAAAAAUUAAGAAAAAAACUUUUUAAGAAAAUCUUUCAGCAUGCCCAAAUUCGAUGACAAGGCAGAUCCUCAGGCGGCUUUGAUGGACAUGAUGAAGAAAAUGUACGACGACGGCGACGACGAAAUGAAACGUUCAAUCAGAAAGGUUUGGAUUGGAGGAAGAUGGUUUAUAAGUCGCCUUCUGGGUUUUUCAGGCAUGGCACGAGGGUCAAUCGAAGAAAAACAAUCUCGAGGAGAUUUGAAACCGGUGACUUCGACUGUUUUCCAUGUUUUUGAAUCAGUUCGUUAUUUUGCACGAUGUUGACUUUUUUUUUGUUCCGCUUGUUUCAAGAGAAGAGAUCCAAUAAACAGCAUUUUGGAUAUUGUUUUCGAGACACUAGUGCAAUUUUUUAAAACAGUUUGGUGAGUGAAGAAAAAUCAGGUUUGGCUCAAAUGAACACUAAAAAAGUCUUCCAAUGAGAUCUCAAAAGAAUUGUCUUUUCUACUUUAAUGAUCGCAGCAAUAUGGAAUAUCUCUGAUUUAAUUCUUACAAAAGUCAAACUUCUGGAUUCUAUAGCGGUUUGACCGAAAAAGGACCGUUACAUCGGAACGUUGGACGGUAAACAUUGAAUUUCGAAAGAAGGAAAGUUGUAAAAGGCGGUCGGCGAGUAGCCGAGGCGACUCUUCCGACCGCCUGGCAACCGACUCUGCUCAUUCUUCCGCCCUGCACCGUCAUGUACGUCCGCACCUUCUUCAUUGUCGUUCUUCUUGCCCCGUGUUACGGUGGGUUACUGUAAAGACCCUUUCAAAUAUUUUUGCUGUGAAGCUGAGACGUAUGAGUCAUUGGGUUAGGUCAAAUAUCACAUUAUAAUUACUUAAAUUAGACAAAAAAAGGACUGAUAUCGACUAAAAAUUUCCAAUUCCAAACGAAAAAGUCAUCGAAUGCAUUAUUAUGUUUUCUUAUAACAGAUCAAGUUUCAAAAACGGAUAUAAGUUCCUUUUCGGUAUCAAAUAAAUUAAGUGAACCAUGGCUCAUCUCUAUACAGAGUUAUGGACGUUGAAAAAGUUGAACAUUUAGCUUGAUAUGCUCUACAGAUUUUACAGCCCUUUCUAAUGUUUUUCCUCUUCCUUCAAAUGAAAAGGUUCCAGAAGCGUUCAACUGCUACGUGCAGAACAGCAUCCCCAACGUCUUCACCUACACUUGUCCCCCGUCGAUCACUUCUUGCAUGAAGUUCUCCUGUAGAGUCAACGGAGGUCCACUUUCAGUUUUCCAUUAGUUUAGCUGGAAAUGGUGGGAAUUUAGGUAAUCAAAAGUUUUCUUCAGUCUAUCAGUACACCAAAGGAUGUAACGACCCUGGGAAUCCACAAACUUCUUGUACAGUUCUGCAGGUUUGAGUGGUCUGAAGUGAAUCCAAUUGAAAAGGACGCAGAUCGGAUACUCAUUUCUUCAAAUAUUCAUUCAAACAAAUGUUAUCUUGAGCGUAACUGGCGGAAUUCAGAAGUAGAUAAUCAAUAGCAAUGAAAUUAAAGUUUCAAACUUCAAAAGAAAAAUUGAUUUUUUUUUUAAAUUUCAUAAACAAUAUUCAAAGUUUUAUCUUCGAAGUUCGAAGGUUCACAAAAUUUUUAUUCCGGUAGUUUUUUUGAAUUAUCAAUAAAUAACAUAUAACUAUAAAUCAUUUGUAUGACAAGGAAGGUUAUUUCACCUCGCUGUUAAGAGUUUUAAAAGAUUGGUAAGAAAACUCUCCGAUGAGCUCAGAAGAUUUUCCCACUUGCCUAAAUACCUAUUAUCAAGAGCGGACGUCUCAAAACCAUCUAACUGGGGAACGAGCUCGGACUCGGGUACGCGUUUCGAGUUGAAACUUCGGUGGCUUGUAGACCCGGGUGAGAGUGCUUGGAAACAAGUUUUGCUUUCCUCCUUCUUUUGGCUGGAAAAAAGUUUUUUAGAAUUUAUCAUAGCCGGAUCAUUCAAGGCAAUUGUAUUAAAAUAUAAAAUAAGGUAAAAAGCAGUAUUCUGAAAAUUUUCAGGCCUAAUUUUCACAUUUUCUACUAAUUUUUUCUCAGUUCUCCAUCGGGUUUAGCAGAUAUUCUCUCUUGUUUUUAAGUUCUUUGACUUGGGUCUAAAAACCACUAAAGUUUCAACUGGAAACGCGUACCCGAGUCCGAGUAGUUCCCUAGUAAAGCCGGUUGAAUAGGCUCUCUGGAGGCUUUGAGAUGCAUUUCUUUGAAAAGGGAACUGUGCAGGUCAAAACGUUUCAGAACAUUCAUCUACACUACCUUCAGAAAAAAUACGAAACUUUUUUUUCCUUCCAUUUUCUCUGUACCGAGCUCAAUAUUCACUCUAUCGAGCUGCGUUUUUUCUUUCUGCAAACUCAAACUCCACCAGAAUAUUACCAAUGACAGUCGCCUCAACUCCAGAAAGUUCCAGAAAGAUAGAACAUCUUACAAGAAAGCUGUAAUCAAAAUAGCGUUUUUUCGCAUCUUUUCUGACGGAACUGUACUAUACUAAAUGUCUUUCUGGCUAGGCUUAGAAUUUUCUCAAAUGCGAAUUAAAAUAUCUUCUCUUGCAAGAAAGACUAUUUUGAGGCGAACUGCGCUACUCAAGGCGGCACCGGUCAGUGCUACACUUGCAGCUACGACAACUGCAAUUCGGCCUUCAGUUCUUUUUCGAUUCUGUCAGCCAUUAUGUCUCUCCUUAUUUGUUUCCUCAAGUUUUGAUUGUCUUUUUUCUUUUCUUUUCUUUUCUCUUUUUGCUUACUUCGUUGCUUGGUUUCCAGAAAGAUCUCCCGCGUCGUCGUUGGCGACGCUUCCAUUUCCUCUCAGACUUGCGUUGAAAUAAACCUAUUUAUUUGGAGAGUCUGCUCAUAGUUCAGAAAAAAAAACCAGGAUGUCAGCUACGUUCCUUAGCAAUGGGAAAACGCUGACUUUUCCGGAAAACACACAAAAGCGCACGACAAAAAGUGCUAUUGAAAAGAAAAAAUGUGAUAAACGUUUGAAUGACGGCCCUUGCUGAGGUAAAACACCUUUUUUCUGAGUUGUUUUUGGUUUUCCUUCCAAUUUUUCGGAGUUUCAGUCUAAUCUAACAGAUAAUUUCCUUUUGGAAGUUGAUCUGAAUGCGUCUCGGGAUAUUGGAAAUACUUCAAAUAUUUUUCAUUUCAUAACUUUUUCAAAUUUCUUGCUCUUUUGCUAGUUUCCUCUCCGGAACAACCUUAUCGAAGGUUCCAGGAAAUAUCCCAGUGAAGAAUGAGACCUUCUGAGUUUGCCAGGAGAAGAAGUACUCGUCUCUUUUAGACAUGAUCAAGAACAUAUCACAGAAAAGCGGAGCCUGGACUGAGAAAAAUGAUCUUUCUCGUCCCCUUCUGAAGGUGUGA
Caenorhabditis auriculariae is the source of this 4668-nucleotide messenger RNA. The record is from the annotation of a GenBank genome assembly. Lineage: Eukaryota; Metazoa; Nematoda; Chromadorea; Rhabditida; Rhabditidae.